Molecule: messenger RNA, 1006 nt
Organism: Daphnia pulex (common water flea)
Lineage: Eukaryota; Metazoa; Arthropoda; Branchiopoda; Diplostraca; Daphniidae
Product: C-type lectin domain family 10 member A-like
Exons: 4
Coding region: 133-627 (164 amino acids)
Source: RefSeq, a predicted model, not a curated record
AAGAAAAAAAUGAAUAAGCUGAACUCAAAAGCACCAAAACUGAGCACUACGACGCCAGAGCAACUUAAGACAGUACGCGCAUGUGACUGCACUGUCAAAAUCCGUUGAAUCGUUUAACAGACUUGUCCGAAAAUGCGAGCAAUCGUUUUGUUGCUGAUUCUCCUGUCACACAAAUCAGAAUCUCUCGUCAGGCCUCGUUACUUUUGUCCUGCUGAUUUUGUUCGUCUUGGUAAUGGUUGCUAUUACUUCAGCUCGUACAUAGCAAGCUGGCAAAAUGCGCACUUUGCCUGUCGCGACCACGGAGCUCAGUUAGCAGUACUUGAUAGCCGCUGGGAAGACAACACUAUUCAAACAUAUCUUUCCCGGCCAGAAUUCGCUCGUUUGGAAAGAUGGAUCGGUGGAUUGUACGAUUGGAGUGGUCAAAGAUGGUUGUGGGGAGCAACUGGACAACCCAUGAAUUUUUUGGGCUUUGGAGAGCUGACGGAAGGGCGUUUACGUGAAUGGCACUGUGUUUACAUGGAUCCAGAACAAUCACAUAAAUGGAAUCACAAGUUGUGUACAAGAAAUCUCCACUAUAUUUGUGAACUACCAUUAACAAAGGCGACUCCAGCCCAAAUUUUGCAAUGAAUCGGCCAAAAAAUAUAUGAUUUCAUAAACUUACCUUGAUAUAGGUGCAAAGUGCAUCUCCUUUCACCUGUCCAUUCUCAUUUCUGUAGAGCUUUAUUUUAUGUUUCCCAGUUUCCAAGUCUUUUUCAAUCAUUCCACACUUUUGCAUAAACUCAACAAUUUCUUCUUCAUUUAUCUCAGUGGGAAGAUUGGUGACAUAAACUUUAGUGUUCUUGGUUUGAUCAACUUCAAACCAAUUUGGCUCACUGACUUGCUUUUUCUCAAUUUUCGGUGGAGGUUCUACCUUUUUCUUCUCCAGUUCAGCCACUGGUUCUGUACUUGCCUCUCCACCAUAACUUAACUGAUAUCGAGCAAUAAAUUCUUCAUCCAACUUUGGAAA